GCAGAGGGAGGACGGCAGGGGAAGGACGGCAGGGGAAGGACAGCAGGACGGCAGGGUAAGGACGGCAGGGUAAGGACGGGAGGGGAAGGACGGCAGAGGGAGGACAACUGGACUUGGAGGUCUUUCUCAGGCUUCUGCUCAGUCAUCAAUGACCUGGUUUGGUUGUUGAGUGACAGCAGUGAACUGAAUGCUCAUAUUUCUGGGUUCCAGCCUGACCAUCGGUCGUGUCUCUAUGCAGGGUCGGCUGUAAAACCUGGCAGGAAGGCCAGAAAGAAGCAGAGGAGGAGGAAGCAGAAGGUCCCGGCGGAGAUGGCGGCCGAUCCGGAACUGGCUAAAUACUGGGCUCAGCGCUACCGACUGUUUUCCCGCUUUGAUGAGGGCAUCUGGCUGGACCGAGAGGGCUGGUUCUCUGUGACGCCGGAGAAGAUUGCUGAGCACAUCGCCGUCCGAUUGGAGCAGAGCUUCCCCGACGCCCAGCUGGUCAUAGACGCCUUCUGCGGCGUGGGAGGAAACGCCAUCCAGUUCGCCCUGACUGGGAAGAGAGUCUUGGCCGUCGACAUCGAUGCGGAUCGGCUGGACAUGGCUCGACACAACGCCGCCGUCUAUGACGUCGCCGAGAGGAUCGACUUCCUGCAAGGAGACUUCCUGGAGCUGGCGCCCACUCUGCGUGGGGACGUGGUCUUCCUGUCCCCACCAUGGGGGGGGCCGGAUUAUCUGAAUGCAGAUGUGUUUGACCUGAGGACCAUGAUGGAGCCCGAUGGCUUCCAGAUCUUCAGCCGAGCCAAACGCAUCUCAGAAAACAUCGUUUAUUUCCUGCCUCGCAACGCAGACGUCAACCAGGUGGCGUCGCUGGCGGGUCCCGGAGGGAAGGUGGAGGUGGAGCAGAACUUCCUGAACAACAAGCUGAAGACCGUCACCGCUUACUUUGGCCACUGGAUGGCGCCCGACGCCUAGCGCAGUUUUAGCUAGUUUAUUUUCUAGGAACCGUUUUAGAUCGUUGAGUUUUAAUGUUGCUGUUUUUUAUACAUUUAAACACAUUAAAGUUUUUUAAUAAGGUUAAUAUUAAAA
Messenger RNA from Cyprinodon variegatus (sheepshead minnow), 1068 nucleotides. It is a transcript of the gene tgs1, whose product is annotated as trimethylguanosine synthase 1. Gene Ontology annotation, biological process: 7-methylguanosine RNA capping; 7-methylguanosine cap hypermethylation. The annotation marks the transcript as partial. The record is from RefSeq and is a predicted model, not a curated record. NCBI's taxonomy places the organism in Eukaryota, Metazoa, Chordata, Actinopteri, Cyprinodontiformes, Cyprinodontidae. Gene Ontology annotation, cellular component: nucleus. Gene Ontology annotation, molecular function: RNA cap trimethylguanosine synthase activity. The transcript has 5 exons.